Fomitiporia mediterranea MF3/22 is the source of this 852-nucleotide messenger RNA. RefSeq names its product Pkinase-domain-containing protein. Lineage: Eukaryota; Fungi; Basidiomycota; Agaricomycetes; Hymenochaetales; Hymenochaetaceae. The annotation marks the transcript as partial. Gene Ontology annotation, biological process: intracellular signal transduction; protein phosphorylation. Gene Ontology annotation, molecular function: protein serine/threonine kinase activity; ATP binding. The record is from RefSeq and is a predicted model, not a curated record. The transcript is spliced from 3 exons.
CCUCCGCUAGGCACACUCAUUGAUGACGGCACGAACGCCGGUGCACUUGAACUUGCCUCUGUACUUGGCUACGGCGGCUAUGGCGUUGUCUACCGCGCCGUCUCGCGAGCUGGCGGCAUAUAUGCUGUCAAAUGUCUCUUGCGCAAUUCGAAUCCUAACAACCCUAAGCAAGCGCAGCGGCAGCGACGUCUUCACAUGCGCGAAAUUGCUCUUCAUCGCCUGGCUGGCGCAGGCGCUCAUCCCGGAAUUGUUCGCCUUCAUCGUAUUAUCGAACCGGCACUGCCUGCAGAAGACGGGUCGCUGUCGCUUCCUUCUCCCUAUACAUUCUUAGUGAUGGAUUACGCACCAUGCGGUGAUCUCUUCACUCUUAUCCUGCACAAGCAGGUAUUUUUAGGCCGCACAGGUCUUGUUGGCCAAGUUUUCGCUCAAUUAGCUGCUGCAGUUUCGCACUGCCAUUCCUUGGGUAUCUUCCACAGGGAUCUCAAACCUGAAAACGUCCUCUGCUGGGACGGCGGAGCAACAGUUCGUCUCGCUGAUUUCGGCCUUGCGACUACGGAGCGUCGAAGCAGGGAGUGGCGAACUGGUAGUGUUUACCACAUGAGCCCUGAAUGCCAGAAUGGCAACGCAAGCUCUCCCCCCUAUUCACCACUUGCGAACGAUAUCUGGUCGCUUGCGAUUCUUCUUCUCAACCUCUUGACGGCCCGUAACCCCUGGGCACGUGCAUCGCCUACCGACCCCACGUUCUCCGCCUACUUGGCAUCACCGCGAAACUUUUUGCCACAAGUUCUGCCGAUCUCAAGCGGCCUCAAUGACGUACUCGUACGCGCACUGGAUGUGCGAUGGGAGCGUCGU